AUGAGUCCUCUCUUUCCUCUGAAAAGUAUUAAUGCCAUUUAGCUAAAUCCCAGCUCCACCACCUGGGUGAUGGAAAUGAUCCUUGCCUUUGUGGGUGGACUGGUGCUCUUUAUACUAUUAAGCCCUUACCUCCAUAGUAAUGUAUUCUCGCUACCACCUUUGAAAAAUAGGAGUAUCAAAAAGAUAGAGAAGAGGUGUAGGAAGAAGAGCAGGAAGAAGAAGGGCAUUCUGAAAGCUUGUAGAGACUGCCGGAAGAAAGUGGAGGAAACACAACAACUGGCUUUAAUUCUGCAAAGCCACCUACGGAAGUUCCAUGAUAAAGUUAGAUUUCUUCAGCUGCUACAUGAAGAUGCCCCAGGUGAGGUAUUCAAACCAAGGCCUGUUGGAGCCCACCAGUCACCUAGGCAGAAUGUGGAGGAUUCUUCUUCUGCUACCCUGUCCCUGUUGGCUUCCCUGGUUCCUCUGACCAACAACCCUCUACCACUGGCCUCAUCCCUAUCGGAAUCUAAAGAAGACCAAUCUAGCUUGAAUACAAUCCCACUGGGCACUGUCCCAGAGGGCUCCCUUUCAGGUAACUCCUAUUGGGCAUCCCUGAUCACGGCCAUCUCAGGACUUGACUGCAUAAGCUAUUUCAUUCUGUUUUUCUCCUGGUGGUGGACAACUACCAAGGCCUUAUUUUUCUCCACUUGGACAUAUGGUAAAUCCCAAAAAGAAAAACAUCUUUCACACCAUCCACCAGACCCCACACUCUGGGGAGACCCCACACACCAGCAAGUAGAGGCUAAGGGUCUCUCUUUCAUCAACCCUGAUGUCCAGAAACUACUGGAGAUGCUAAUCACCAAAAGAGCAGAACUAAAAAUGUGGAAGGAAAAUGCUAAAAAUGGAUCUUCUUUCAAACCAAUGACCCCAGACCACUACCUGGAUUCUCUGGGGAAAAUGCUGAAGUCACUGGGUGGCAAGAGACACACCACGGCACAACGCUUCUGGAACACAAAAGGGAAACCAGAGCAGCUUCCUGGUUCUCAAAACUUCUCUUACCACAAGGCCUUGGGGGACCCUUUAGAGCAUAAACGCAGCCAGCUGUUCUGGGGCCUGCCCUCUCUGCACAGUGAGUCCCUGGUGGCUACUGCCUGGGUCCCUAAGAGGUCUUCCUCUGCACGAUCUAAACCUGUUACAUUUAACGAAGUCUCUGACUCUUCACUAGUUCAACCUCAGGCUGAAGAAUCUCCACAGAUUUCCCAGGACCAGCCCUUGCCCAACUGUGUGACCCAACCCCAAUGCUUAACACAAACAUUGCCCCCAUCUGUGGCUCAGGUCCAGAACAACACCCAGCUCACAUCCUCUCUCCAAAACCUACCACCUUCUUCUCCACCCCAGAAUAGGACCCAUAGAACAAUUUGCCCUACAUCCCAGGAGGAGGUAUGGCCUCUCAUCCCAACUGAAAAUCAGCAUGUGGAACGGCCCCCACAGAAACAACAGAAACAUAGGAAGGUUUUACCCUCUUCACUUCAAAAGUCUCAGGAAGCAAAGAGCCAAUCCACUCUCAAACAUCACCAGGGCAGUCGCCCCUCCCUGAUCCCCAAGUCUGCCCCCAACCUUCCUGGGGAUUCUAAGAGCACCAAGUUCCAUGAGCGAUCAGAGCAACACAGACUAGAGAGGUUCAUUACACAUGAACACCAGGCUGGCCCUCCCUGCAGAUUACCAGCAUCCCAGGACUUCACACAGACUCAGGGCAAAUUCCCAAGGAAGUGCUGUGGGUGCCAGACAAAAGAUAAGCAUGGCCACUUCCUGACUGCCCAGCCUGCUGAACUUGCUUAUGAAAGUAGAAAAGGUGUGCAGAAGGUGAAGUCCACAUGCUCUGGAAGAUUCCUUAAGGGCCCAGAGCAAGACAUAAAGAGGAGGGACCCUGAAGAUCUACCCUGGAAGUCAAGAAGCACCCCAGUAAAGGUUCUGGAAGGUGAAAAGGAGGAUUUUGAAAGUGACUUGAUGAGGCCAGGGAAGUGUGACUCAGGAAGUGACUUAUCUACAGGCUUAAACAAGAAACUUCUGGAAAAAAUCCUCCACGACCAUCUGAGCAAAAAGUUGGUACAGAUAAAUGAGGGCAUAAUCCCUGUGUAUGUGCGUGGAUCCUGGCUUGCUGCCAACUAUACUUUUCCCAAGUCCAACACCCACAAAAAACAUAUCAAUCUAGCAUUCUCCAAGGAUCAGCAAUCCCGAGUGAACACAUCCCAGAAUCUUUUCUUCCUUGAUCCAGGAACUCACCUGAUGCUAGAAACAGAUAUUAUGAGGUCUCGGGUGAGACACAGGUGGAGUCCACAACUCCAAGCCCUUGAUCCCAUGAAUCACAGCUUUGGUGAGAGACCACCCUUGCCCCUUCCACUAUCGGCCUCUCCCUUGGACUCCUGUGACUCCAGGGCCAACUCCAUUUCCAAGGUUGCCAGUUUCCCAGAAGAACUUCCUUGGAAAGGUCCAGAAGAGAAGGUGGUAAAAAAAAUGUCAGUUCCCACCCUGCAGAGUCCCCUCCCUGAUCCCUCACCUGCAGAGAGGCAGAAGGCCUGGAGAGGAACCCCACUGGGUGGCAGCCAUGAGCCCUCAGUGGUCCCUCCAACUAACCAGGAGGACCACCUGCCUUCUCAGCCUCACAAUUACAGUCUCCCUGGCAGAACCCAAAAUGGCAGGAUUAUCAUGGGAACUGCGAGAGGCAGCCUCAAGCCCAGUCCAAGCUUGGCAAAGGCCAGGUGUGAACCAUGGGAGGAGAGAGGAGGUAUGGUCUCAGGAGACCCAUGCUGUGGUACAGCAAUGCUGGAAAUCAAACUACAGUCCCAGUCUUCAAGAUCUGAAGAGACCAGGAGGACAGAGGUAGAGAAGGAGGAGCCUCCUAAAUGGGAAGUGACAGUCUCUCCCCUUCCUGCCAGAGAGAUGUCAGACCCUCCAGAAAGCUACACUGAGAAAAGGAAGCAUCACUUUCUGCAGUCUCUAUGCCCCAGUAAAAAAGGCAUAGGGCAGGAAGAUUCCUUGGAAAAAGUCAAACCACUGUCAUCCACUGCCCAGACCCAGGGAUCAGUCAUAAGCAAAGUGUUAACAGACAAUGGGACGGCUAAAGCCCAGAACAUCAUGACAGCUGUUCAACAGAUCCUGGUGGACAAGCUGGGGCAUCAGCAUGGAGGUGGUCUACCAGAAUUAAACUGA
Messenger RNA from Sciurus carolinensis (gray squirrel), 3189 nucleotides. Its product is annotated as spermatogenesis-associated protein 31E1-like. Lineage: Eukaryota; Metazoa; Chordata; Mammalia; Rodentia; Sciuridae. The record is from RefSeq and is a predicted model, not a curated record. The transcript is spliced from 4 exons.